Molecule: messenger RNA, 1994 nt
Organism: Prorocentrum cordatum
Lineage: Eukaryota; Dinophyceae; Prorocentrales; Prorocentraceae
Source: the annotation of a GenBank genome assembly
UGGCUCGAGACAUCGCGCUUUGGGCUCUGCCGGCGCGCGCUGCAGGGCAGAUGCGUCAGACCUCCUGCUUGCGGCCAGCCCCAUUCACGCUUGCGCCCCUGCUGCCCUGGCUGGUCCUCGCAGCUGGUUGGGCUGGAGACGGCAACGAACUCUGCCAGGAUGCCGCGUGCCAUCCGGGGGAGGAGCAGGCGCUGCUGCAGAGCAGGGCCCUGCAGCGCGGGGCGGCGCCGCGGCGGGCCCGGGCGGGGCCGGCCGCCUGCGCGCCCGGGGACGGCGUGCGGUGCCCGGGCUCGGGGCGCCCGUGCGCAGGAGGCCAGUGCUGCCCGGCCGCGGUGGGCUCCGGCGGCACGUUCCCGUGCCCGUCGCAGGGCCCCGGCAGCCAGGGCUUCUGGAGAGCAGAAGCCAGCUUCUCGGGGUGCGUGAACAACACGAAGGUCGUGGACUGCCUGGACAGCGAGGAGCGUCAGGAAGUUGCUGCGGAGCCUCGCACCUGCGCUCCCGCAGGGGAAGUGGCGUGCCCGGGCUCGGGCAACGCCUGCGCGGGCGACCAGUGUUGCCCGGCCGCGAUGGGUUCGGGUGGCACCUUCCUUCGGCAUUUCCACCGAACGAUCCCGUGCCCGUCAGCGAGCGUCAACUUCUCGGGGUGCGUGAACAAUACGAAGGUCUUCAAUUGCCUUGCCACCUCCUUGGCGCAGGGUGCAGCAGUAGAGGAGCAGGGCGCGCCGCCCCCGCACUGCGCAGGUGUCCCUCUGCAGUCCGACAGGUAUGCCGACUAUCCUCUCGGAGGGGGCACGAUCUUCGAGUUGAAGAACAUUGUGCAGCCAUCCGAUCCGACCACCUAUCAGGGGGACCUUUUGGACGCGGGGCGCGGAACCCCAGAAAUGUAUGAUCGGAAGGACAAUAAGUUUGCGAACCGCGACGCGUUUCUCUUCAAGUGCACAUUUACGUAUGAUCGAACGGACUACCCGUUGACUUUGCGAGCAAGCGCGGAGGAUUUCGUGGACCAUGGCGAAGUGAGGUUGAGGAUCGAGCCGUUUUUAAAGAGUGUUGGGCGGAUGCCUGAGGUGUUGAUGCAGAACCUCAGAUACCUCCAUAUAUACAAGGGAACUCAUCCUUGGGGGGGCAACCCAUAUUAUCAAACUUUGAUGAUGUAUUUGGAUAAGUACGAUCAUGAUCAGAUAGGUGAGGUGGUCAUGCAUGAGCUUUCACACACCUCGUUGGAUAACCGAUUGUCUCCGGGCCGCUAUGCUGAAGCAGUCGACUCAGAUUGCAAGCAGUAUUUCAGCAAAUACGCCAGAGAUGAACCAGGCCGAGAAUCAUUCGCAGAAGGGUUUCUUGUGUACUUUGCUUACACGUACAGGAAGGACAGGUUGACCGAGGUGCAGGCCGAGAAUAUCAUCAAGACGGGCCCACAUCAGAUAGCAUUCUUCGACGCAAACAUUUUACGACAAUACACACAUCCACCGUCUUAAGCGGCAAGAGGUCUUUGCACUAUGGGCAUUAUUUGUUUUGAUCGAUGUGAUUACAGUGCGCAGAUUUUUAUUUUGCUUGCACCCAGGGCUGACCGCUGGAAGCCGGAACAGGCUAAUUCGCAGAGCGGCGCUUUGAGCUUCUGUCUGGUCGGUUGCCUCUGUUCCCUCCCUUUCCCCUCCUCUUCAUCCCCUCCCUCCCUUCCUUUCCUCCUCUCCCCGCCCUGCCUCACUGUUGCCCCCGCGCCACCCGCGAAGUCUGCAAGGCGAUCGCUGUGAUGGCAAGUUCCUGGAGAGCGAUUCUUCGCCGUGCCCACGGGCUGCACAGCCUAAGGCUCCAAGUCCAAGAGAGUCGAAAACUAGACCUGUUAGCCUUUGAAGGUCGCCGUCGAACGCUGCUUGGCGCUGGGUUUGAUGGCGCCGUGAUAGCCAGAACUUGCGCAAACGAACACGAUAGCAGUAUUCGGUUGGUAAGUGUAGGGCGACCGAGCAGCCGAUUUCCAGCAAACGCAAACGCGAUGUGGG